AAAAAAGCAAACCAAUAAUUACAUUGGCAAAAUAUCUCCACUCAUUAUCAGAUGCUCUUUCGGUGGUGACUGGACUGAUCGGUCCUCCACCUUUACCUUUUCUUCUUUUCUUGGUACGUAGUUUCGCUUCACCUUACACGAAAGCCUGACCAGUGCACCUACUGAGAGCCUCGUCCUCUUCUGCCCCUUCUUCAUUUCACCAGCAGUCAAACAACAACCGUUCCUGCUUUUUCCACCCGUUCAUACACAUACAAUAUGUUCCUGCUUUUCCACUUCACCUUUUCUUCUUCUCCUUUUCUUGGUAGUUUCGUUUCAUGUUACACGCCCUUGACUUCACAUUGACGUUGAUCGAAGCUAGCAGGAAACUGUGAUCAGUGUACCUAUUUUUGAGAGUCUCUUCCUCUUCCUCUUCUGCUCGUUCUUCUUUCCAUCAGCGAGCUCGAUGGCCAUCCAAUUGAGAGCUUCUUCUUCUUUCUCCUCUGCUUUUUCUACCCGUUCAUACACACACGAUGUGUUUCUGAGUUUCAGAGGCGAGGAUACUCGCUCCGCUUUCACAGGUCAUUUGUACUGGAAUUUGCUUCAGAAGGGAAUCAACACCUUCAUAGAUGAUGAGCUUACAAGAGGAGAGAAAAUAUCACAAGCACUUCUCCGAGCCAUUGAAGAAUCAAAGCUCUCUCUCAUUAUCUUCUCUGAAAACUAUGCAUUCUCCAAGUGGUGUUUGGAUGAAUUGGUUCAUAUCCUUGGAUGUAGAAGAUCAAAGAACCAAAUGGUUCGGCCAAUCUUUUACAAAGUGGAUCCCUCGGACGUAAGAAACCAACGAGGUACAUUUGGUGAGGCACUUGCACAGCAUGAACGCAGGUUCCAAGAUGACAUGGACUUGGACGAGGUGUCAAGAUGGAGAGAAGCUCUUUCAGAAGCAGCAAAUUUAUCCGGGUGGCAUUUCUCGGGCACCGGAUAUGAAUACGAAUUUAUUGAUAAAAUUGUUGAAGAGAUUUCUGCACAAGUAAAAGAACCUACCUAUUUGGAUAUGCCAAAGUACCGAGUUGGGCUAGACUCUCGGGUAGAACGUAUACUUGAAAUGUUGGAUGUUGGCGGAAGUGAUGUACGCAUGGUAGGAAUAUGGGGAAUUGGCGGAAUAGGGAAAACAACAAUUGCCAAAGCUGUUUACAAUACAAUUGCCCAUAAGUUUGAUGGUAGCUGCUUUUUGGCAAAUGUUAGAGAAGGCUCAGAGCAACAUGGAGGUUUAGUCAACCUACAAAAUAUUCUUCUCUCUAGCAUUGUGGGGCAGAAAGAAUUGAAAAUAAACAACAUUCAUGAAGGAAUCACUUUGUUGCGUGAGAAGUUGAGACAUAAAAGGGUUCUCUUAGUUGUCGACGAUGUGGAUGAUUUGGACCAGUUAGAGAAAUUAGCUGGGAGAACUGAUUGGUUUGGUCACGGCAGCGGAGUUAUCAUAACAACAAGAGAUAAGCAUUUGUUGAUUGCUCAUCAAGUGAAACCAAUAUACAAGGUUCAUGAACUAGGUCAUCAUGAAGCUCUUGAGCUCUUCAAUUCAAAUGCCUUCAAGGAUAAUAAGAAUUUGGAUGAUAAUGAGAAACUGUUAGUUACUACUGUUGUUAAAUAUGCUCAAGGCAUUCCACUUGCACUGGAAGUUUUAGGUUCAUAUCUAUGUGAUACCUCUAUACAUAAAUGGCAAGCUAUGUUAGAUGGUUUUAAAAAAAAUCCUCCUAGGCGCAUUCAAGAUAUUUUCAUAAUCAGUUAUGAUGGACUGCAAGAUACAGUGCAAAAAGUUUUCCUUGACAUUGCAUGUUUUUUCAAAGGUUGGAAGAGAAAUGAAAUGAUGCAAAUACUUGAAGGUUGUGACCGCAUCAACCCCGAGUAUAGUAUUAAAGUUCUCGAAGAAAAGGCUCUCAUAUAUGUUGGUGGAGAUGGUCAGAUUUGCAUGCAUGAUUUGCUAGAAGGGAUGGGAAAAGAUAAAGAUUUGCAAGAGUCUACAGAGCCCGGUGAGCGAAGUAGAUUGUGGCGUCACGAGGAUGUGCAAGAGGUUCUAAUAGAAAACACGGGAACAAGUAAAACUGAAGGUAUAAUGAUAAAAAUGACUACAGCAGAUGAGAUACGCUUGAAUCCUAAAUGCUUCAAAAAGAUGAGAAAUCUUAAAAUUUUCAUAAACAUCAAUGGACGGUUUUGUGGAAAGGUUGAUUGUUAUCCGAAUCAAUUGCGGUUACUUGAAUGGCGUGACUAUCCGCUAGAAUCUUUGCCCUUCGAUUUUAAUAUGAAGAAUCUAAUUCAACUUAAUAUGCCUCGUAGCCGCAUCUCAUGUUUCAAGGGUAUGCAAAAUCUGAAAUCCUUAAAUUUGAGUGAAUGUAAAUUCGUAGCACAAAGCCCAGACUUGUCUGGAAGCCCAAAGUUAGAGUUCCUGGAUCUAAGUAGGUGUGAAAGGUUAAAGGAGGUUCACUCUUCGGUUGGAUCCCUCGAAAAGCUUGUUCACCUGAAUCUAGGGGGUUGCUUUGAGCUUGAGAGGCUACCUGAAAAAGUCAACUGGAGAUCCCUGAAAGACAUUAUUCUUGAUCAAUGCUUUAGGCUGGAGAGUUUCCCUGAAAUUGUGGGAGAGAUGAAAUACAUGACAUCCUUGAGUCUACUCCAAACUGGCAUCAAAGCAUUGCCUUCCUCCAUUGGAUAUCUAAUUAACCUUCAAUCGUUGAGGUUACUUAGUUGUCGAAGCCUCACAGAUCUACCUUGCAGCAUUUAUGAAUUGCAGAAGUUAACGUGGGUUUUAUUCUUCGAUUGCCCAAAACUCGUAAGAUUCCCAAAUAAGGUGGACUCUGAAGUGCUUCCAACUUACUCAAAGGUUUCACAUGACAACCGUGACUCUUUAUCGAAAAGAAAGAUACUGAAUUCAUUGGAGCUAGAGCCAGACACUGAAUUCGAUUUGGCUCGUCCUUUGCUAGCUCAAUUCUAUUUUACGAGAUGCAAUUUAUCUAAUAUUGAUUUCCUCGCGUCCCUUGAUUGUGCAUCCAGUUUAGUUAUACUUGAUUUAACAGGAAGCCCCAUUGUUAUUCUUCCCGAAUGCAUCAUCAACAAGUUUGUCAAGUUGUGGCAUCUCUUUUUGAGCGGCUGCAGGAGGCUCGUAGCAGUUCCAGAGCUUCCACCAAGUAUUAGCCGGUUGGAUGUGAGGGAUUGCGUAUCAUUGGAAAGAAUUUCAAAGUUGUCAAACAUUUUGGAGCGUAAAGAAUCACAAAUAAUGAUUGAGGAGAUGGACUUGACUAAUUGCUGGAGACUCUGUCAAAAUUUGGUUGAGAUGGCAAAUAAGGAUGAUGAUGAUGAGGUGGACGCUGAUCUCUUCUCUCGACUCCUGUCAAAAUUCACAAUUAGAUUUCCAGUUCCAAGAAGCGAGGUUCCAGAGUGGUUCAGCUGUCAAAUGGAUUUCAAGGGGCAUCGACGGUUUGAAUUUUAUAUUGAAACACUUGCAAAUUUCAAAUGGGACAACACAGGAUUGGCUGUCUGUGUUGCUGUUGAUCAAAAGCCGCAGGUUCAUGAGUUUUCUAAUGUUUGCUGUUUUGAUGUCCGUAUUUACAUCAAUGAAGAAGGGUUAUGGGAACCAAAUUGCGUCGAUGUACAGGUUGAUUCAAGAGAGUCAGAUCAUGUGUGGCUGCACUAUGUUCCCUUCCUUGAUGUGCGAGUUGGUUUUGGGCGUCCGUUGCCUAUAACCGGGCGUCCGUUGCCCCCUUUUAAGUGUCGAGUCAGUAUUGACCAAUGGAAGAACACUAAUGCCUCCUUAAAAAGCUGUGGGGUCCACCUUGUAAUGCCACCCAAUGAAGACGUUUCAAUGAAGCUAAUCCGUGCAGAGAACCUCACCAGUAAACUUUCUGGUGAUGAACUUGGAAAGAUGCAAAGACUCAUUGGAGGAAGUUUGAUUAGGGAAUGCCCUGAGGAAUCUAAGGAAGCUGUUGCAUCAUUAAUGGUUACUGCAGCUAGAUUUUCUGAUUUACCAGAGUUUUGUGACAUUAGGCCACUAUUUCAACUUUUCAAAUUGGUUGUAGUGGAUUUUUACUCACCUGGUUGUGGAGAUUGUAGAGCUCUCCAUCCCAAGAUAAAACAAGAGCUAGGAGGACAAGUUCGUAUAAUGUUGUCUGGUGCUGCAUCUUUGCCCAGGCAUGUGGAGGAAUUUAUCAGAAGGAUAUGCUGUGGUGGGUGUUUUACGUCCCUUGGCAAUGCUUAUCCUAUGAUUGGAACUGUUGGUGCCCCCAUGACUACUAUUGAAGCGCAGCUUGAGUCGGUCCCAGAACUGGGAUAUGAUGCACUUUCUAGUGAUAUAGGAGAAUGGCAGCCUAAUGGAGCAAUGAAAGUUAUAGACAGGAAAAAGGAAGUACUUAAACUGUCUCAAGGUGAAUAUGUUGCUGUGGAAAGCAUUGAAAGCAAAUACUUGCAAUGCCCCCUUGUCACAUCGUUACAGAUGAUAUCUUUACAUCUUAACUUUCAUCUGGUCGGCAGAUAUGGGUUUAUGGGAACCGCUUUGAGUCAUUUCUUGUUGCUGCAUGUGGUUGUUCCUGGCAGAAAGGUUUCUGCCUUGGAGGACUGGGCAGCAGAGCAUCAUUUGACUGAUGAUUACAAAUCAUUGUGUCAAAACCUUAAAGCAAGAAAUUACAUUUUGGAUGAGCUUAUUAUUACGGGUCAGAAACAGCCACUUCGAGGGUUUGAGUUGUUAAAAGCAGCUUCAAAAUUUGGUUCAGAUGGCAAAGAAGGAAGAUGA
Messenger RNA from Rosa rugosa (rugosa rose), 4747 nucleotides. Its product is annotated as TMV resistance protein N-like. Bases 443 to 4747 code for a protein of 1434 amino acids. The transcript is spliced from 12 exons. Gene Ontology annotation, biological process: signal transduction; defense response. NCBI's taxonomy places the organism in Eukaryota, Viridiplantae, Streptophyta, Magnoliopsida, Rosales, Rosaceae. Gene Ontology annotation, molecular function: ADP binding. The record is from RefSeq and is a predicted model, not a curated record.